CUCAAACCAAAAAAGGAAACUAAAAACCUCAAGAAUGGCAUCUGAUCUCUUCAAUGGUUCGUGCAAAGUCUUCCUCUCCUUGAUUAUCUUCUCCUCCAUUUUUCAGUUCUCCUUUGUUAUUUCCACCGAGUUUCUUGUAGGAGGUGAGGAUGGUUGGACUAUUCCUAAGAAAGAUAGCCAAAUGUACAUUGACUGGGCCUCCAAAAACAGGUUUAAAGUUGACGACACUGCUCAAUUCAAGUACAACAAAGACUCAGUUCUGGUAGUGACUGAGGAAGAGUACCAAAAAUGCCGAUCUGCUCAUCCCUUGUUCUUCUCCAACAAUGGGGACUCUUUUUUCAAGUUGGACCGACCUGGUUUGUUCUAUUUCAUCAGUGGAGUUGCUGGGCAUUGUGAGAGAGGGCAGAAGAUGAUCAUCAAAGUGUUGGAGCUAGAAACCCCACCUCAGUCCGCAAAUGACACCAGUCCACCAUAUCAUAACAAUAAGAAAAAUGGUGCUGUUCAAAUGCCUCCUGCCAUUAUACCACCCAUCAUCGUUCUUUCUAACUUGUUUUUUCUAGGUUUUCUCUUUGUUUAAUGUUAUGGUGUCCUUGUUUUGUUAUAAUAAUUUCUUUCGGUGAUUAUGAACGAAACAUGAGACUAAAAUUUG
Molecule: messenger RNA, 649 nt
Organism: Populus euphratica (Euphrates poplar)
Lineage: Eukaryota; Viridiplantae; Streptophyta; Magnoliopsida; Malpighiales; Salicaceae
Product: early nodulin-like protein 1
Exons: 2
Coding region: 35-577 (180 amino acids)
Cellular component (GO): plasma membrane
Molecular function (GO): electron transfer activity
Source: RefSeq, a predicted model, not a curated record